Messenger RNA from Iphiclides podalirius (scarce swallowtail), 612 nucleotides. The record is from the annotation of a GenBank genome assembly. Lineage: Eukaryota; Metazoa; Arthropoda; Insecta; Lepidoptera; Papilionidae.
AUGUCUAUAUGCUUACAAGUUUCUAUUGAAGAUAUAGCAGGAUAUCCACGUCAAAUUUGUAAUAGCUGUCGAGAAACAUUAGACGUCCUCUAUAUCUUUAUCAACAAGUUUAAAGAAACUUGUAAGAUUUUAGAAAAAGGAUUAUUUAAUAUCAAAGAGGAAAAGGACACAUAUGUUGAUUAUGAUUAUGCAGGCCAACUAGAUGAUGAGUUUGACAUAUGUAAUAUUAAAGAAGAAUCUACAUCAAAAUCGCAACCCGAUUAUAAUGAGCAAAGUAAUUUAAACAUAUCACAAGAAAAAGGAAACAAGAAAAUUAUGAUUGAGAAAGAAAAUAUUAAGAGUAAAACUUUUUCUACUAUAAUUAAAUAUUCCUCCAAGAAACCUUUUUCAAUAGCACCUUCAAAAUUAGAGGAAGAAUACCGUUUGACUGGAAAAAAAUUGUGUAUAAAAUCAAAUGAAAUAAAACAUUGUGAGCAACAAACUGCAACAAAGAGAAUCAGAAAAAUCAAGGAACAUAAAUCAAAGCUGCCACCACAGCCUAAGCUGUGUGAUCUUUGUGGAGAGAUCUGUGCAUACAGGGGACAGGCCUGCCGUAUGCACAGUUUGUGGCAC